Rotaria sp. Silwood2 is the source of this 729-nucleotide messenger RNA. Lineage: Eukaryota; Metazoa; Rotifera; Eurotatoria; Philodinida; Philodinidae. The record is from the annotation of a GenBank genome assembly.
AUGACAUCCCUAGUCGAACAUCUUGUAAGCAAGAUCUUGGCCAAGAUCUUAGGUACAGAUAAGUUAACAGAUCUUGAAAAUUUAGUACCAUCAGGAGAUCACUCGAUUGUUCUUGAAAUAAUUCAUUUUGAUUUUCCUAUAUGUAAUGAAGCUGCUCUACUUUUAUGGAUAGGACAAGAUUUUCAAACAUUAUGUCUUCAACAAGAUCCAAUUACAUAUAUAAGUAAUAUUCAACAAAAUAUAACAUGUCAAUUUUAUACAUUAAAAACAAAUAUAUUACCAAAUUCUAAUCCACUUUCUCGUUCAAAUCUCAAUUUAAUUAUUAUAUUUAUUGUAUCAUUUAUUGUUUUUCUUAUUGUUAUUAAUGUUCUCAUAUGGUUAAUGUGUUCAUUACGAUUCAAAAGUACAAAAUCAACAUCAUCUGUUCAAAAUUUGUAUAAUAAUCAAAUGAAUGUAAAUAAUGAAGGAAAACGUUCAAUACAUAAACAAUUUUCUCAAAGAUCAAAUCGUUUAAAAAGUAUUCAUUCAUUAUUAUAUGUUGAUCAUAAAGCUGUUGAUAUUAAUCCAAUAAAAACAAAUAUUAGUCGUGAUCUUGAUUCAUCAUUAUCUCAAUAUAAUAUUAAUUCAAAUUCAUCUUCAACUAAUCUUAAUCAUCAUUUUCUUUUUAAAUCAAAAUCAACUGAAACACUUCAACAACCAAGACAAAUUAAUUCAUGGGAUGAUAUUUAA